CCCGCCGCGGCUGCAGCGGCGGCGCCGAGGCCGGAGGAGCAGCCGUCGCCCCCACCUCCCGGGACUCGGAACUCAGCGGCUCGGAGCCAUGGCCUCGGCCACCGCGGAGGCGGAGACCCGGCAGAGGCUGCUACGCACCGUCAAGAAGGAGGUGAAGCAGAUCAUGGAGGAGGCUGUGACACGCAAGUUUGUCCACGAAGACAGCAGCCACAUCAUCUCCUUCUGUGCGGCUGUGGAGGCUUGCGUCCUGCAUGGGCUUCGGCGGCGGGCGGCCGGCUUCCUACGCAGCAACAAGAUCGCAGCUCUCUUUAUGAAAGUGGGCAAGAGCUUCCCACCGGCUGAGGAUCUGAGCCGCAAGGUGCAAGACCUGGAGCAGCUGAUCGAGAGCGCGAGAAACCAGAUCCAGGGCCUCCAGGAGAAUGUGCGGAAGCUGCCAAAGCUGCCCAACUUGUCCCCACUUGCCAUCAAGCAUCUGUGGAUUCGCACGGCCUUGUUUGAGAAGGUCCUGGACAAAAUCGUGCAUUACCUUGUGGAAAACAGCAGCAAAUACUAUGAGAAGGAAGCUCUCCUGAUGGACCCUGUGGAUGGCCCCAUCCUUGCGUCUUUGUUGGUGGGGCCCUGUGCCCUAGAAUACACCAAGAUGAAGACUGCAGAUCACUUCUGGACCGACCCCUCGGCUGAUGAACUUGUCCAGAGGCACCGCAUUCACAGCUCCCACGUGCGUCAGGACUCGCCCACCAAGCGUCCUGCCCUCUGUAUCCAGAAGAGGCAUUCCAGUGGCAGCAUGGACGACCGGCCAUCUCUCUCUGCCCGCGACUACGUGGAGUCCCUGCAUCAGAACUCCCGUGCCACCCUGCUCUAUGGCAAAAACAACGUGCUGGUUCAGCCGAGGGACGACAUGGAGGCUGUGCCAGGGUACCUGUCCCUGCACCAGACGGCUGAUGUCAUGACCUUGAAGUGGACACCCAACCAGCUGAUGAACGGGUCUGUGGGGGACCUGGACUAUGAGAAGAGCGUCUACUGGGACUAUGCCAUGACCAUCCGCCUGGAGGAGAUUGUCUACCUGCACUGCCACCAGCAAGUGGACAGCGGCGGGACGGUGGUAUUGGUCAGCCAGGACGGGAUCCAGAGGCCGCCCUUCCGCUUCCCCAAGGGUGGGCACCUCCUGCAGUUCCUCUCGUGCCUGGAGAAUGGGCUGCUUCCUCAUGGGCAAUUGGACCCGCCACUGUGGUCUCAGCGGGGGAAGGGCAAAGUGUUUCCUAAACUGCGCAAGCGAAGCCCUCAGAGUUCUGCCGAGUCCACAUCUUCAGACAAAGACGAUGACGAGGCCACGGAUUACGUGUUCAGGAUCAUCUACCCUGGCAUGCAGUCAGAAUUCGUCCCCCAGGAUCUGAUGGAUGUCUCUGUGAGCAAUCUCCCGUCCCUAUGGCAACCCAGUCCCCGGAAGUCCUCCUGUUCAUCCUGUUCACAGAGUGGCUCGGCUGAUGGUAGCUCAACCAAUGGCUGCAACCAUGAGAGGGCUCCCCUGAAACUUCUCUGUGACAAUAUGAAGUACCAGAUCCUCUCCAGAGCCUUCUAUGGAUGGCUGGCCUACUGCAGGCAUCUGUCCACCGUGAGGACCCACCUGUCAGCCCUGGUCAAUCACAGGAUCGUGUCUCAGAACUUGCCCUGCGAUGCUGGACAGGGGCUGACAGCCGGGAUCUGGGAGCAGCACCUUCAGGAUAGCACAAGUUACGAGGAGCAGGAGCUGCUGCGCCUCAUCUACUAUGGGGGCAUCCAGCCUGAGAUCCGCAAGGCUGUGUGGCCCUUCCUCCUGGGCCACUACCAGUUCGGGAUGACGGAAACAGAAAGGAAAGAGUCCUCUCAGAGCUGCAGUUCGGGCCACCAGAACAUCCGCCUACACAGUGACUCCAGCAGCAGCACACAGGUGUUUGAGUCUGUGGAUGAGGUGGAGCAGGUGGAGGCUGAAGGCAGAUCGGAGGAGAAACAGCCCAAGAUCCCCAAUGGGAACCUAGUGAACGGCACCUGUUCCCCAGACUCGGGUCAUCCUUCCUCUCAGAACUUCUCUUCGGGCUUCUCAGAGCACUCAGAGCCCAGUCUGAGCACAGAAGACAGUGUCCUGGACGCCCAGCGGAACACUCCCCCGGUGCUGCGCCCUGGGGAUGGCAGUGUGGAUGACAGGCAGAGCAGCGAGGCCACCACAUCCCAGGAUGAGGCCCCCCGGGAGGCGCUGGCCGUGCAGGACAGCCUGGAGAGCGACUUCCUGGCCAACGAGAGCAUGGAUGAGUUCAUGUCCAUCACAGGCAGCAUGGACGUGACCCUGCCUGAAAAGGACGAUGUCAUGGAGAGCUGGAGGGGCAGUGAGGCAGAGAAACAUGGCCAGGCGGACAGCGAGGACAACCUCUCGGAGGAGCCCGAGAUGGAGAGUCUCUUCCCUGCCCUGGCUUCUCUGGCUGUGACUACUUCUGCCAAUGAGGUGUCCCCUGUGUCUUCCAGCGGUGUCACCUACUCUCCAGAGCUGCUGGACCUGUACACGGUGAACCUGCACCGCAUUGAGAAGGAUGUGCAGAGGUGUGACCGCAACUACUGGUACUUCACGCCCGCCAACUUGGAGAAGCUGCGUAACAUCAUGUGCAGUUACAUCUGGCAACACAUUGAGAUUGGCUAUGUCCAGGGAAUGUGUGAUCUUUUGGCUCCACUGCUGGUCAUUCUGGAUGAUGAGGCCCUUGCCUUCAGCUGCUUCACGGAACUCAUGAAGAGGAUGAACCAGAACUUCCCCCACGGAGGCGCCAUGGACACGCACUUUGCAAACAUGAGGUCCUUGAUCCAGAUCCUGGACUCAGAGUUGUUCGAGCUGAUGCAUCAGAACGGGGACUACACUCACUUCUACUUCUGCUACCGCUGGUUCCUGCUGGAUUUCAAGCGAGAACUCGUCUAUGAUGACGUCUUCCUGGUCUGGGAGACCAUCUGGGCAGCCAAACAUGUCUCCUCUGCGCACUACGUCCUGUUCAUCGCGCUGGCUCUGGUGGAAGUCUACCGCGACAUCAUUUUGGAGAACAACAUGGAUUUCACAGACAUCAUCAAAUUCUUUAAUGAAAUGGCUGAACGACACAACACCAAACAAGUCCUGAAGCUGGCGCGGGACCUCGUGUACAAGGUGCAGACUCUGAUCGAGAACAAGUGAGGGGCACCUCACCCAGGCAGCCUCCGCCGAGCUGCCACCUGUUCCUCUGCUUACUUUUCCUCCUGGCCGGACGGCCACCCCAGGAGCGGGGUCCUGGUGUCUGUUCACAAGCAUGGACUUCAGUGCAAAAAGAAACUACCCUGACUUUCACUUCUGGGCAGAUGGGGUAGAGGGAGUACCCCUUCAAUUCAGCCUUACGUUUUCCUGUUUGACCAAAGAUUGCCCAAGUCUGGCAUUCCCCCCUUACAGGAGGUGGGGCUUGUUGUUGGGGGAGGACCCAUCUUUGUUUUCCUGAUGUCCAGAAUGACCUCCUCUUCUUCUUUCCCUAUUCCUCCAAACCGUCUUGUGAGAUGAGACCUGGGAGGGCAUUUCUUUUUGGAAAUCGAUGUAGAAGAGGUCUGUGGGGCUGCCUCUAUGCUGCUUUGCAAGGGGCAUUUGGAGAUGUUCUGGCCAUGCUAAAGAUUGACUUAAAGAUGGACCCUCCACCUCCACAUUGCUGAUAUUUGGGACCAGAUGAUUCUUUUUGAAGGGACUGUCCCCUGCAUUGGAGGAUGCUGAGCAGCAUUCCUGGCGUCACCAGAUGCCAGUAGCAUCAUUCCCUACCCACACCCCCAGUUGUGACAACCCCCAAAAAUGUCUCUAGAUAUUGCCAAGUGUUCCCUGCAGGCAAAAUUGCCCCUAUUUGAGAACCACCGACUUGGAGGAGGGGCUACAAAUGUACUUCCUGCCCCAUUCUUCUGAUGCUAAGCCACCCUGGUCCUGAGGCCUCCCUCACUUAGAAAAGGCACACAGGAGGCCGGGCAUGGUGGCUCAUGCCUGUAACCCCAGCACUUUGAGAGGCCAAGGUGGGCGGAUCAUGAGGUCAGAUGUUUGAGACCAGCCUGGCCAAUGUAGU
Messenger RNA from Cebus imitator (Panamanian white-faced capuchin), 4079 nucleotides. It is a transcript of the gene SGSM1, whose product is annotated as small G protein signaling modulator 1. Lineage: Eukaryota; Metazoa; Chordata; Mammalia; Primates; Cebidae. Gene Ontology annotation, molecular function: GTPase activator activity. The transcript has 24 exons. Gene Ontology annotation, biological process: activation of GTPase activity. The record is from RefSeq and is a predicted model, not a curated record. The coding region runs from base 89 to 3184 and encodes 1031 amino acids.